Molecule: messenger RNA, 702 nt
Organism: Racocetra fulgida
Lineage: Eukaryota; Fungi; Glomeromycota; Glomeromycetes; Diversisporales; Gigasporaceae
Source: the annotation of a GenBank genome assembly
AUGAAACGAAAGAAAUUGCAAGAAUUAAUUCGCAGAGGUACUCCUGCAGAUUUGGAAGAAGCAAAUGAAUUAAUGAAAGUUAUGGCCGGCUAUGACCCAGAAGUAAAGCCUGAUUAUAAAAAGCAAGCUGGUGAAGAAUUAGAGCGAAUUCAACGAAAGGCAAUACUUCUGAAUGAUAUGCUUAAUAAUGUCAAACCUGGUGAAGUUAUUGGUGAAGGAGAUAUAUUUGAGGAAUUGUCACAAGCUUGUAAGGCAGUACAACCCAAAAUUCAAAAAUUUAUUUCAGAAGAAGAAGAUUCUGAAAGUAUUGUUCUGAAGAAAUAUCAAAACAUUCUAAAUGGGGUAUUUAAUGAUCCUAAUGAUGAAUUGCCUCCGCCUCCGCCACCUUCCACAACCCAGCCAGAGUCAUCAUGGUUGAUUGAUUUAGGAGAUCCUGAACCUCAGAAAGGUCAAAUCCAAAUUACCGGUGAUCUGAUUGAUGCAAGUGGUGGAUCUUCUAAUAAUAAUGACCAACCAAAGACAGAUGAAGUAAAAGUAAUUGUCGUGGCUACUUUGUCAUGUCGAAGAUCUAAAGUUUUAAUUUUCUUUUACUAUUAUUUAGAAAGUGGUUGUAGCGUUUAUAAAAUUGAAAGAAGAAAAUCUAAUACUAAUCUAAAUAAAUUUUUUACAAUUAGAGAAACACAGUUGGCAAUAUGGACGUAA